Cordyceps fumosorosea ARSEF 2679 is the source of this 336-nucleotide messenger RNA. RefSeq lists its product as hypothetical. The transcript has 2 exons. Bases 1 to 336 code for a protein of 111 amino acids. The record is from RefSeq and is a predicted model, not a curated record. Lineage: Eukaryota; Fungi; Ascomycota; Sordariomycetes; Hypocreales; Cordycipitaceae.
AUGCCUUCACAUAGUCCCCUAAAAACAGAGGAAGCCAAUGCGGCCAGCUGGGAAGCGGCCAAGGGCGCCGGCAUGGGAGCUGCGAAAUGGGGAGCCGGAGCUGUUGUUCUCGCUGCGAUCGGCCAUGUCUGGUCGCCCGUCUACCGAGGCACCACAGUGCAGUUUAAAGUAUUCGUUCAAAUGUCCGCCAUGGUUCUUGGCGGCAUGAUUGAGGCAGACCACAGCCUCCGUCUGUACGAGUACCAGAUGCGCAUGCAAAGGCGCGUCCAAAGGGAGCAGGCCAAGUGGGAGCGCUACCAGGACGAGUUCAUCCAGGCCAACAACAACAAAAAAUGA